Molecule: messenger RNA, 3752 nt
Organism: Nothoprocta perdicaria
Lineage: Eukaryota; Metazoa; Chordata; Aves; Tinamiformes; Tinamidae
Gene: PDP1
Product: pyruvate dehyrogenase phosphatase catalytic subunit 1
Exons: 3
Coding region: 13-1695 (560 amino acids)
Biological process (GO): protein dephosphorylation
Molecular function (GO): protein serine/threonine phosphatase activity; cation binding
Source: RefSeq, a predicted model, not a curated record
GCGGCCAGGAGGAUGUGCGUGUGCCCCGGGCCCCGGCGCAUCGCGAUUCCCAUCCGGAGCUCCCGGCUGCCGCUGCUCUCGGAUGCCAUGCCAGCUCCAGCCCAUCUGUUUCCGUUGAUCCGUAGCUGCGACAUCGGCAGGCUCUGCAGCGCCGCCUGCUACUGCCACCACAAGCACCUGUGCUGCCUGUCGGCCCACUUCACCCAUGGGCACUUCAGGUGUGCACCUCAGAGGAAGUUYGCAGCGCUCUGCAGGCCCAAGGAGAACUUUAACCGCUUUAUUCACACGAGGGACUAUGCCUCCACCCCACAGAGGUUUUACCUCACUCCUCCACAAGUCAACAGCAUUCUGAAGGCAAAUGAAUACAGUUUUAAAGUCCCUGAGUUUGAUGGUAAAAACAUCAGUUCUGUCCUUGGCUUUGAUAGCAAUCAGCUCCCUGCCAAUGCGCCGAUAGAAGACAGGAGGAGCGCUGCCACUUGCUUGCAGACCAGGGGGAUGCUCCUGGGGGUUUUUGAUGGCCAUGCAGGCUGUGCGUGUGCUCAAGCUGUCAGCGAAAGACUGUUUUAUUACAUUGCUGUCUCUCUGUUACCUCAUGAGACUUUACUUGAAAUAGAAAAUGCUGUGGAAAGUGGUAGAGCUCUGCUGCCCAUAUUACAGUGGCACAAACACCCUAAUGAUUAUUUUAGCAAAGAAGCUUCCAAGCUUUAUUUUAAUAGUCUGAGAACUUACUGGCAGGAGCUCAUUGAUCUCAAUAGUGGAGAGACUACUGAUGUGAAAGAAGCUUUAAUUAAUGCUUUUAAAAGGCUUGAUAAUGAUAUUUCUUUGGAAGCUCAAGUAGGAGAUCCAAAUUCUUUUCUCAACUACCUAGUACUAAGAGUAGCUUUUUCUGGUGCAACUGCCUGUGUGGCCCAUGUAGAUGGUGUUGACUUGCAUGUUGCCAACACAGGUGACAGUAGGGCAAUGCUUGGGGUUCAGGAAGAGGAUGGCUCUUGGUCUGCARUUAAUCUGUCCUAUGAUCACAAUGCACAAAAUGAACAUGAAGUGGAACGUUUGAAAAUGGAGCACCCAAAGUCUGAAGAGAAAAGUCUUGUGAAGCAAGACCGCCUCUUAGGCCUCCUGAUGCCUUUUCGAGCUUUUGGUGAUGUAAAGUUCAAGUGGAGUAUUGAACUGCAGAAGAGAGUAGUAGAAUCGGGCCCGGAUCAGCUGAAUGACAAUGAAUACACCAAGUUUAUUCCUCCAAACUAUCACACUCCUCCGUACCUCACAGCUGAGCCAGAAGUCAUACAUCACAAACUAAGGCCCCAGGAUAAGUUCUUGGUUUUGGCCACAGACGGACUGUGGGAGACUAUGCACAGGCAAGACGUGGCUAGAAUUGUAGGGGAGUACCUCACUGGUGUUCACCACCAGCAGCCAAUAGCUGUUGGUGGCUACAAGGUAACUCUGGGGCAGAUGCACGGGCUSUUAACAGAGAGAAGAGCAAGGAUUUCCUCAGUCUUUGAAGACCAGAAUGCAGCAACUCACCUGAUCCGCCACGCGGUGGGUAACAACGAGUUUGGCACUGUGGAUCACGAGCGACUGUCCAAGAUGCUGAGUCUUCCAGAAGAACUGGCUCGAAUGUACAGAGAUGACAUCACAAUCAUUGUGGUGCAGUUCAACUCGCACGUCGUAGGCGCCUGUCAGAGCGAGCACCUGUGAAGYUCCACGCAGUGAACUAGUCACCAAAGCUGUAACCGUGGCCAGUACGAGCAGCAGAUUAGAAACAAWUUGGUUGCUUGUUACAUUAAACAUAUCUAUUUUUUCCUGCCUUUCCCCAGAGCUCUAAAUGUAUGGGAAGUGUUACUGACCCAAUAUAAACUUGAAGAGGGUGGCACAGCUUGGCAAGAGGCUUCUGUAAUAAUGUUGCACUAUUGAUUUCAUGAAUGCUGCUACAACAGUUGUGAAUUUGACAGGCCUAGAUAAGGGGUGGGGGGGAAGGGGGACACAAUUAACUAUCAAACUUUUCAGCUGUUCAGGAAACAAAGCCUGUUUCUCAACAUUUGUAAAUACCUGUGCACUCUCCUAAAGAUAAGACUAGUAAUAAGGAAUAUUGUAUUCUUAUAGGGCUAAUUCUUGCAAAAUAGAUGCAGUUGCUUCUCAAUAUUUGCUGUCUACCUUUUCCUCUAAACAGAGGAAGAUGAUUUUAAGUCAUGAAGUCAUUAAUGUAACAAUGUCAUUCACUUAAAGAUAUCUAAGUGACUUUCAAUGCAGGUCUAAGCCAUAUUYAAUACCUGAGAUUAUAGUUUAAUCAUAUAUUAUGCACAGUAACUUCUGAACUUUUUGUGCAUUAAGUUUCUUGGCUUGUGGGUUUCUGCACAACUUAUUAGGCAAUAAUUCAUUGCAGCCUUCAAUAACAUACUGGAUAACUCAGUUUGUGAAGGACUUCAGUUUGCAAUAUGAAGAAACUUUUAGGUUUCCAAAAAAAGUCAAUGUUGGCCAACACUGUUGGCUUCUGUAAAGUUCAUGUCCUUCAUGGACUCCAGUUCUGGUUCUUACUUGCCUGAUAAUAGGUUUUAUCAGGUCACCUGUAUGUGAUUUCCUUUAUCAUUGCUAAAUUCUUUGACUUUGUAGCUUGUACUCAGUUUCACUUUAGCUGUUUCAGGUGGUCACAUACUGGAUGUCUUGCCCUUGAGCUCAUUUAUAGGUCCGUCAGGAUGAAAGCUUCCAUUUACAAAUUGCAGAAAGAGGUAUGGCUUGUAAAUAGCUGGGCAGCUAACUAGCAUGCAUGUGUAUGUUUAAUGACUUUUUGUGGCAACUUCAUUAUUAGCAGCCAUGUAUUUCUAGGCAGCUGGCAUAUGCAUGUUCUUACAAUCCAGAGUGUUGUCACAGAACAGUCUCUUAAGUGGGUCUCUGGUUGUAAUGGUUGAAUGUGAGCUUAAAAGGUAGUGUCCUGGACUAGAAUGUGUGUGCCUGAAUCUUACAAUUCAGAAGUGCAAAGAGUAGGGGCUGACAGCUGAGCUAAUGGUCUUCAUUGUGUCUGUUCUAGGUAUGUUGCAUUGCACACAGGUUUUCUAACCCAUCCUGAAGUUAAAACCUUAAUGCUGGCUGAAGUGUCAGUCCUUGAUGACUGAGAACACCUGUAACUUGACUCCUGAGGUUUGCUAUAGAAACUCUGAAACAACUGUCAGUGGGCAGGUUUAAUUUUACCAAGAUGUUUUAAUUAAAAUCGCCUUUAUUGUAACUAAAUUAACACUAGGAAAAUGUAGCUUCCUAUUUUCAAUUGAGCAAUGUGGCAUUUUCUAAUAAAUAAAAAUAUUGCCAACUAAGACUACUAAUGCAUAGGAUACACUUAAUUUGACAAAUUGUCUGUAGUAAAUAUUGGCUCAUCAUACUUGCAGAUGCUGUGAGUACUUGGUGGCAUGCAGCUUUAAUAYGUACGUAUCUUCACCAAUCUCAAAUUCAGGAUCAGCUUUGUUGUCAAGUUAAUGAUAUCCAAGUYCACCAUCGUGAACAACUCGUCUUUAUCUGAAGGGAAAAGAGAAGCUGUAAAAUGCUUAGACAGGUGCUGCCUGUUGACAUUGGUCCUGUGUUGUGUGUUGGUGACUGUCAUUAGGUCAAUACUUGUUCUCUUAUCAUUUGGAUGCAGUGUAUCUAAACUGUUGCAGCAUUUAACUUUCAUACUUUUUUCUACUGUUAAAGCUCCCUUACAUGUAUUGACAUAUUUAACCCAUGAUUCUUGAUAUGGAUUUGGUACCAGUCAUAGCUAGAUGAACUGA